UGGAUGUUGGAGUUGAUGAUCAAGCAUUCAAGGAAAGAAAAGGGCAACAUUCCUUGAACGGUCUUCUCGCAGAGGCUUGUGUGCCGGAUGGUAGGAACAGUGCAGUGGUGGACGGAUACGAGCCUGGCAAAGCAGUGCUGGAAUUGAAAGAAAAAAGACUGGGGCUUUAGAGACUGGUCAGUCUUUCUGAAUUUUGUGUAUGUGUUCAUGUGUUCAAGCAGACAGUUGCAUGUAGCUUUUGAAAGAUUUCUUAGUGCACAUCCUCUUCAAACUUUCACCCUCUCCAUGAUCCAAGAUUUUGUAGUCUAUAACCGUCAGUCUCACGGCAUUAAAGGUUGGAGAGACUGUUAGCAUAGCAGUGUCCAUUUAGCUCAAUAUCAGCAGAAGUGGCCACAAGAGCAUUCCUGUCAGCAUCAGUAUAGAGGGUUGACCAGCGUUAUUUGGUGGAAUCAUGGCUGCACGAAGUGACAACCAUGUCCUGCUGUGUGUUAGUCACAAGAAAAUGAUCUAUACGAACUUUGCCUGCGUCGUUGUGGGUACGAUAUUGAUGAUCCUGGCCAGUCUAUACUACUCAUUUGACACAGUCACUGGCACUCAUUGUAGAGUGCCAAACUUUCUGCCGACGAUCAGCGCUGCAGCGCGAGAUAUCCCGAGCAGGCUUAUAUGGCAGCUGAUCAUCAUAUUCCACAUUCCCCGUGGCCUUCUGGAGGUCGUUGUCUACCAUAAUUACUUCUCAGCUAGACUGGCCGACAUGAACUGGCACUCAUCCCUGAUGAGAAUGCUGAACUAUGUUCAGUCAGUCACUCUUGCCACUCAUCAUCUGUCUCUGUUAUCGCUUACACUGGUAACAUCAGCACCCCCAUACUAUUACAUCCACGAAGCCUCGUUCAUCACAUUCAUUGUCACAUCUUUCGUCCAUAUGUUGAUGCUGCUGACGAUAAUGAAACUAACCGACAGUGAUGGCCGUGGCCUGAAGACAAAGAGUGUCCGGGUGCGAUACUUCUUCAUACAUGCCAUUCUGUUUGUCUUGUCGAUGGGCCUCUUCUUCCGACACAACGCAUACUGCGAGCCAUAUGUCUACUCAUACUAUGCUGGAAUGGAGUACUUGGUCAUCUUCAGCAACAUGAUGUUCUAUAUUUUUAUCACCAGAGACUUCCCUGAUUUGAAGCUGGUGAUGGUGGGAUCGGGCCACAAGCGUGACUAGACGAAUCUUUGCUGCUGAUUCGGGGACACCCAUCUGUGGCCCGCACAGUACACACACACACACACUCUCUCUCUUUCUCUCACACACACACACACACACACACUGGUAGCACACCCUGGUGUUCGGCUUACAGACACAUAAUAGCUAGACACAGUGCCCCCCCCCCCCCCCCCCCCCCUGACUCAUCGCUCUGGUAUGUGAGAGUUGGGACGGGUUGUUUGUGCCAUUGGUAUUGCCCAGGCAACAUCGUUGUGAGUCUUGAACAGUGCAUUCACAUGUACUCAGCAAACCUUUUUUGCUUUUUUUGCAAGUAUGAGCAGCACACUGAUAUUAUUUAGAACAAUAACCUUUCCCUUCGGGGCGGCAUGAAAGCUCGACUCGCAGUUCGCCCUGCACACUCCCGUUCCUACUAGUGCACGGUGUCGCUGGCAUCUGCAUGCAUGUAUCUGUCAGUAUGUCCAGUGCACGGUGUCGCUGGCACGGUGUGCCUUGUGCGUAGUCAGAUGGACACCUGCCGGUCUUGGGUGCUGGAAUAUUAUCUGUCUGCUAUCUUGCAAGUGCAAGAGACAUGAUGGAUAUGGCUAUUAUGCUUUGAAGAGGAGCAUGGCAAUGUGCUUUCUCACAAUUUAUUUAUGCUUUUUGCAGCACAGCCUACCGUUAGAUCUACGUACAUGUACUAUAUUAAUUAUUUCUUUAUUGAAAUUAACGCUAGGCUACUCCGAUGUGUGCAUGAUGUUGUUUCACAAAUCUCCUCCUUUAUUUUGCGGGAGGUCUUUAUAAUAAAUGUUCAAUUAUGUACUUGGAAGUAUUUUUGUUCAAUUUGACCAAAACAAACGAAGCAUCAAGUUCCUGCCACUCUGUAGCUACUCUUUCCUCUUCUUUGUGUAGUGAGACAAGAGUACAUAACUCCCAAGAGUGGAAUUCCACAUUAUUUUCAGUCACCACUCAUUUUCAGAAUGACCGAUAUGCCAUGU
Molecule: messenger RNA, 2178 nt
Organism: Sycon ciliatum
Lineage: Eukaryota; Metazoa; Porifera; Calcarea; Leucosolenida; Sycettidae
Product: post-GPI attachment to proteins factor 2-like
Exons: 1
Coding region: 452-1204 (250 amino acids)
Biological process (GO): GPI anchor biosynthetic process
Cellular component (GO): endoplasmic reticulum membrane; Golgi membrane
Source: RefSeq, a predicted model, not a curated record